This is a messenger RNA of Panonychus citri (citrus red mite), 1551 nucleotides long. RefSeq names its product GDP-mannose 4,6 dehydratase-like (gene Gmd). Gene Ontology annotation, biological process: GDP-mannose metabolic process. Lineage: Eukaryota; Metazoa; Arthropoda; Arachnida; Trombidiformes; Tetranychidae. The transcript is spliced from 2 exons. The coding region runs from base 345 to 1406 and encodes 353 amino acids. The record is from RefSeq and is a predicted model, not a curated record. Gene Ontology annotation, molecular function: GDP-mannose 4,6-dehydratase activity.
UCUUGCUCUCUAACAAUAGUAAUGAUCCAUUUGUGAUACAAUCAAGAGAGUCAAUCAAUCUGUCGUAUCAUGAUUAAUGAGUCACUAAUUAAACAUCUCAAUUUCAUUUCAUUGUUUAUCCAUAAUAACAGUGCCAUCUAUGUGAUUAUCAUUUCGGUUUAUGGUUUUUAUCAACAUCAAACAUUAGAUAUUUACAAUAUUUAAUAUGUGUCUUGAUUAGUAAUUUGGUUUUAAUUGCUCUCUUGAUUAGUGACAAUUUUAAUACUUUUUCUCUCUCACUUUUGUACAUUUGUUUAUUACCUUUGAAACAAUUACCAUUCCAGUCAAUUCUUUACCAAAUCAAAAUGUCUACAUGUAAAGUUGCUUUAAUCACCGGAAUCACUGGCCAGGAUGGAUCAUAUUUGGCUGAGUUUCUUAUUGAGAAAGGUUAUCAAGUCCAUGGUGUCAUUAGGCGGUCAAGUAGCUUCAAUACAGCUCGGAUUCAACAUCUAUACAAAGAUCCGAAAACUCAUAAACAAGGGUCAAUGAAGCUUCAUUAUGGUGACAUGACCGAUACAACUUGUCUGGUUAAGAUAAUUAAUGAAAUUAAACCUGAUGAAAUUUACAAUUUAGCUGCUCAAAGUCAUGUUAAGGUUUCAUUUGAGUUAAGUGAAUACACUGCCAAUGUUGAUGCUAUUGGCACUUUAAGGAUUUUAGAUGCAAUCAGAAGCUGUGGAUUAGUUGAUAAAGUGAAAUUUUAUCAAGCCUCGACCAGUGAAUUAUUUGGUCAAGUUCAAGAGAUUCCUCAGAGUGAGAAGACUCCUUUCUAUCCUCGAUCUCCUUAUGGUGUUGCUAAACUCUAUGGUUAUUGGAUUGUGGUCAAUUAUCGUGAAGCUUAUAAAAUGUUUGCCGUCAAUGGUAUUUUGUUUAACCAUGAGAGCCCUCGACGUGGUGAAACUUUUGUGACCCGUAAGAUUACACGAGGUGUUGCCAAAAUUUCAAUCGGUGAAUUGGAAUACAUUGAAUUGGGAAAUCUGGACGCUAAAAGGGACUGGGGUCACGCUAAAGAUUAUGUUGAAGCGAUGUGGCUUAUGCUUCAACAGGAUAAUCCAGAGGAUUAUGUCAUUGCCACCGGUGAGGCUCACAGUGUACGGGAAUUUGUCGAGGAAUCGUUUAAACAUAUUGGUAAAAGUAUUGAAUGGAAAGGUGAAGGAAUCAAUGAAAUUGGAAUUGAAAAAGGAACCGGAAUUGUCCGAGUUAAAGUGAAUACCAAAUACUUCCGUCCGGCUGAAGUUGAAUUCCUCUUGGGUGAUGCAACUAAAGCUAAGAAACAAUUAAACUGGUCACCAAAGAUCACCUUUCAUGCUCUUGUCCAAGAAAUGAUCGAUUCUGAUAUUAAAUUAAUGAAGAAAAAUCCUGAAGCCUAAAGAUGAGGAUAAACACUAAAGUUUUUACCUCAAAGGAAACAAAUUGUUUUCCUAUUUGUUUUUUUUUCUAAGUCCAAGACAAUUCAUCAAUCAAAUUGAUUUUCAUUUGAAUGUGAAUCAAUAAAACGAAAUCAUUGAUUAAGUA